Molecule: messenger RNA, 3366 nt
Organism: Triplophysa dalaica
Lineage: Eukaryota; Metazoa; Chordata; Actinopteri; Cypriniformes; Nemacheilidae
Gene: niban1a
Product: niban apoptosis regulator 1a
Exons: 14
Coding region: 63-2633 (856 amino acids)
Source: RefSeq, a predicted model, not a curated record
GUGAGCGCCUUGAGAUUCUCCGUCAGUCGCGAUCUUCUUCAACUAAACUAAACGGGGUCAGGAUGGGUUCAGCGUCCAGUUUACUGGAUGAAAACAGAGCCAACUACUUAAAAGAGCAAGUGGAUGCUAGAUUUAAUGAGUUCGCAACGAUAUAUAGGAAACAAUAUAUUCUAGCCUUCUUGUCCCAGCAACACAAAGAGCUUCAGCAACACAAAGAGCAACACACGCAGCUCCUCAAGCAAAAGAAUCCUUUAGAGCCGGGAACAACCCUGUAUGAAGAGAAUGUGGUGUUCUUUGAGGAUGGCAAAAGAUGGAAACACAGAUUCGUGGUGGUGCGAGCCAGUUACAUCUUGGAGUGUCAUAAGAGCUACAAGGCAUUUAUGAAAGGUUACCCUCCGCUGCUCAGGCUCGUGCCUACAGGGGGCACUGUAUUCACUUCAGAACAGGAAUAUAUAGAGAAGCUGGACCAGUGUUGCCCUUUCACUAGCAAUGUCAAGGGAGAUUUUGUGCCUAUUGAAGAAAGCAUGCCAGGACAGUGCCCAGUUUAUCUCAGACUUCCGUACCGUAAGGAUCAUUAUUUCUGUCUCCACAAUGAAGAACAGCAAACGGAAUUCAUCUCCAUCUUAUCGGAUUGCAUUCGCCACCAGAACAAAGACUUUCUCAAGAAGAAUACGUGCGAGGUUAAAGCCUUUCUCAAAGCUCUUCAGUUCUACAGGCAGGAGAAGGGCCAGUAUGAAUCAUGGGAUAUGCUCAUAGGCAGUGAUGUACGGGUGCUUGCUAAUCUGUUCAUGGAGGACCUUAUGCCCUAUCUGGAGACAGAAUUACAGCCGUUUCUAAAGAGCAGGAAGACAGACAAGAGGAGAAUCUGGUUUAUGACAAUGGAAGAUGCUUAUUUUCGAAUGAAUGAACAUCUACUGGAGAGGCUGAACACAUUGAAAGAGGAAUGCAAAGACCUGGUUAAAGAGAAUGAGGUGUCCAUGCGCUCCGACAUGGAUCAGAUCAUCAGCUCCAGAGCUUUUCUGGAAGGCAAACUCAAAGCAUUGGUUGCUGAGCAAGCAACAAAAUACUGUGCAGAGCACGUGCAGCCGUACCUGCCAGCCGUCUUGGAGGAAGUGAUGGUGCCCAUCAGUCUGGGCUUCACAGAGGCCCGGCAGCUCAGUGAGGAGGAGAUGAAACAACUGUUUGAGGACUUCCAGGAACGUGAUCAAAUUGAGGAACUCAAACAGGCUCUGUUUAAAAUGAGUAUGGCUAAUUUACAGAGCUGUUAUAAGAAAGUAAGCAAACUGUCAGAUCACAUCCAAGAACUUCAGCAAACCUUCAACUACCCUGUCAAGGGUCUGCAGAACAGCACAGAGAUAGACAUAAAACAGUUGAUGGAGAAUGUCGAGUACACCUAUGAACUUCUUCUGAGAAAGGCCCUGGAGGACCCCUCCAUCAACUUCGGGAUGGCCAUUCAAAAGGCUUCAAACAGGGUCCUGAAGCAAUUUGACUAUGACAGUAGCACAGUGAGGAAAAAGAUCUUUCAAGAUGCACUGAUAACCAUCACUCUACCCAGCAUCAAGAAGCAUUUAGCACCAUCAUUCAAAGAGGAGCUACCAAAAUUUGAGCAGCACAUAUUUGCUGAUUAUUCAAACUUCAUCAAUGUGGAAAACGUGUAUGAGGAUGUUCUCCAACAGAUACUGGAAAAGGAAGUCCUCUUGGUGGUCAAUGAAGCGGCCAGCAAAAAGAAAUACAACCUGCUUACAGAGAGCAGAUACAAUUUCAGUCACUCCAGCCUGUCUACCACUCCUCCCAACAGCCCAAGAUACUUAAAGAGCUCCCCAAAUCCCAGCACAGCCCUUCCUUCCUCCCCGUUACUGGGCAAUGGCCUGAAAGAGAGCCGAACAUUCACCGGUGAACUGGAGCAGGAGAUGAAUGGGGUCGGUCAGUCCUCCCUUAAGUCCAAAGACGCUCAGCCUACAACACUGUGUGAAGAUCUGCCAAAAUCUGCACCUGUCACAGUCAAAGCUGAUGUGGGACAGAAUAAGACACUUUUGGACGAGAAUGUUGAUGAUGUGUUUGUCACUGAUGAUGAGAAAACAAUUAAACAGACAGAGACCUCUACGAACACUGCCCCUGAGACCAGACCAGAGCUUAUAAAGAAUGCUUUGGUCCGUUCUAGUCCCAUCGGAAAGGUCACUGAAGCCCUACAACGGGCUGCUACUUCCAGAUCAACAGAAGCUAAUGUCCCCACGUCAGUAAUCAGCUCUGGAGGUGAGGCUGAGCUCACAGCGCCCCCUGCUGGAGAGGACAACAUCAGCCCAAUUGCGGUUUGUUUACCUAUUAAAAAUGCAAGUGUUAAUGAAAUGGAUGAUGCUGAUGACAUCAUUGAAAGAUUAUCAGACAGCCAACGAAUCAUCAAUCCAGACAUAUCAUCAUCAGACCCAGUCAAGGAAGCCAAACCCAUGGACUGUGUGCAAGAGAUCAGGGAUCUUGUAGUGGAGGUCACUGAAAUAGAGGAGAUCAUGCAGCCCUCUGAAGACAAUGAGGAAAGCGUCCAGAAAACGUUGUCUACAGAUAAUGAAGAAAACAUUCCCAAUAUGUUGUCCAAAGAACACGAGGAAAACAUUCAGCCAUUUGUGUAUCUGGUUUAAGUUUCCAAUUCUGGGUUUGAAAUGUCUGACAUUGGUUGGUAUCCAUCAUAUUUGUACAUGUAACCAAACAGGUCAAUUGUAAAUUUAUAUUAAUUAUAAUUUGUAUACUACAAAUUUUGUUGUAUAGAAGUAGUUAAAAAGUUCUCUUAUGAGGAGGGUUUUAAUGAAAAGAAUGUAAUAAUCUUAUUUUAUGUUAGCUGUUGUUUUAAAUAUGUACAAAUGAAUUGCUAUCAUUUAAUAAUUUGUUAAUUAUUAAUAAUGUUCAUUCAUUUUAAUAUGAUUGCCUUUUUAAUAUGUGAAAUCUACAUUUGUAAAAUAAUCAUGUUUGUAAAUGUGUCCUAUCUGUGAAACUCAAACAAAAUUGUUGUGGAACACUGUUACCAUUCUGGGAAGGCAAUGAAGCAUUCACAAUAUAGACAAAUGGUGCACUGUAUAUCUGAUAAAGUAAUUUACCCAUAAUGCACAGCUACAUCAGAAUAUGCUAAGAACCUUUAAGGCUUCGCUGGAAUUCGUGACAUAUUUAAAAUGUGGUGCUGCAUGGGUUGUCAUAAAUCUGGGACUGAUCUCAUUUUGGAUGACAGACGUACAUUUGUCACAUGUGGUUUGUCAACUUUAUGUCAGGUGUAUUACAUGUCAUGACACAACAGGUUCUGCUCUCUUUUUAUAGUUGACAUGAACAUCUUAAACACCCUUUAAAUGUAUUCAAAUGAUUUGGGGAGUUUCUAGGAAUAUU